Messenger RNA from Myzus persicae (green peach aphid), 1526 nucleotides. RefSeq names its product thioredoxin domain-containing protein. Bases 321 to 1268 code for a protein of 315 amino acids. The transcript is spliced from 6 exons. The record is from RefSeq and is a predicted model, not a curated record. Lineage: Eukaryota; Metazoa; Arthropoda; Insecta; Hemiptera; Aphididae.
UUCAUAAUUUCAAACAUAUUUUUCAAGCUAAUUUUCAAAGCAUUCGUCAUUCAAUAUUCGAAAAAAUAAAAAUGUAUACUGUUUAGUGAAAAUUAUUAAUUUUAUUUCUGUAGUCUAUUUUUCAUCCUUCAUAAUAUUGUGUAAAGUUUCAUUGUAGUACGAAUAAAAACGUUUAUAAUGUGCAAUGUAGCGGGCUUUUCUUUGUAAAUUGAAAUACGAAAUUUGACAUUUUAUCUCCAAUUUAGUUUCAGCAUUUUAUUUUGGUACUUAAGUAACAUAUUAUUUUUUUCUGUGUACUGAUUAAUUUCAACUCGAUAAAUAUGUUCCGUGAACAUUUUAUUUUAUUUUUGAUGUUUAUUUACUGUGGCUUACUAACUGAUCUGAUUAAGAGUCAAACAUUAGAGGUGGUUACUGACAACGAGCUCUUAGAUUUAUGCCGUUCUGAAAACCAAGUAGUUGCUUUAUUUACUUUAAAAGACUGUGACAAGUGUAAAAAGUAUGAAGAAACUCUCACUCAAAUUAGAGAAGAACUUGUUGAUUCAUUAAAUGCUUGGGUUGUGAAAGUGGAAGGUAGCAAUUUAGUACACAUUUAUAAUCCUACUAAAGAACCAACGUUGGUUAUGUUUCGACAUGGUGUACCAUUACUAAUACCUGAGCCAGAUGCUGUUAAUGAUGAAUUUUUGAUAGACAUGUUAUUGAACAACAGAGAUCCUAUUGUUAAAGAACUUAAUGAUAAUAGUUUUGAACAUCUUACUCAGGCAUCAACAGGAGCUACAACAGGGGAUUGGUUUAUUAAAUUUUAUUCAUCAGAUAGUAUAGAAUGUCAACGAUUACAAGCUCGCUGGGAAACAGUUGGUGCUAAACUGAAAAAUCGUGUUAAUGUUGCUCGUGUCAACAGGUACAUUGGGGGAUCAAUAACUGCUCGUCGAUUUGCUAUAAGCCAAUCACCUACAUUUAUUUUAUUGCGCCGUGGUGUCAUGUAUACUUACACGUCAACUGAUUAUACUAUUGAAUCAUUCCUCAAAUUUGUUGAAGAAGAUUAUAAAUUCACAGCUAAAGGGCAAGUGCCUCAACCAAAAUCAACAUUUGAUGAUUUUGUACACAUGUGCUUUGAUGUGCUCAGGGAAAACCCAUUGGCGUGGAAAUUAGGCUUGACCGUUUUGAGUGUAGUAUUGCUGUGUCUUGCUGCUUUGAAGAAAACAUCCAAACCAAGCGAAUAUAAGUCAAAAAAAAAGUCUACUAAAAGUUCCAGUAAAAAAAGCAAGUAAUGUAUGUAUUAUAUACACAUAUAUUUGCAUUAUAUGCGAUAUACAUUUUAAAUUUAACUUACAUAUUUUCAUUAAAUCCUUUAUAAAUUAAAUUCAUGUACAGUUAAUUUUUUUCAUGUCUGUGUUAUUAUUUGAAUUUUUUGUGUUUGAAAUAUAAAUAUAUAAAAUUUUAAAAUUUAUUUUUUAUUUUACCAUGUUAUAUUGUUAUGUAUAAUGUUUGUUUUAUAAUAUAUAAUCCUGCUUUAUCAUUGUACAUCA